Molecule: messenger RNA, 2460 nt
Organism: Seriola dumerili (greater amberjack)
Lineage: Eukaryota; Metazoa; Chordata; Actinopteri; Carangiformes; Carangidae
Gene: cfap69
Product: cilia and flagella associated protein 69
Exons: 19
Coding region: 1-2460 (819 amino acids)
Biological process (GO): positive regulation of flagellated sperm motility; olfactory behavior; response to odorant
Cellular component (GO): sperm midpiece; non-motile cilium
Source: RefSeq, a predicted model, not a curated record
AUGUUCGUGUUUGCUGCUGAACUGCUGAAGGAGCUGACAGGCAUAGCCAAAAUACUCAACAUCUGUGCUGAGAAAGUGAAGGAUCACCCUGAGUAUGUGUCCAUUUUGAAUGAGGCACUUAAAAUUUGUAGGCUUCCCUUCCUGAAGGAGAAAGCAUCUGAUGAGGUGACCUACGCUCAGGACGUCAUAGAGUUCCUCUCCCACAUGGGGUGUCUGAUGAGGGUGUCAGAUGCUGCAGUGAGACAGCAGAUAGUUGAAUCUGUGAAAUCAUUCUACAGCUCUGUGGCUCCUAAACAGCAGCCUGACGGGCUCCAGUCGACCUCUCCAGGCUACAGGCUGCAGCUGCUGGAGCUCAGUGACCUGGCUCAGACGCUGCUUCUCUCCAUGGCCACGCUAAAGACCCAGCCCGCCAUCAAGCUGCAGCUCCUGCAGACCCUUCAGAUCCUCUCAGGCUCCUCUGAUAUGAACUGUGCCUUAAUUCUGAAUGCACACGGAGCAGAGACGAUCUGUCUUCACAUGAACGAGCCCGACCCGUCCGGUCAGGUCCUGUUCUGCUCCUCUGAAAUCCUCUGGAACCUGCUGGAGAGAGGCAGGAAGGACGAGGUCACCGCUCAGCUCAGCAGCAUGGAGUGUGUUGUAUCUCUGAAAGAAGCAUUUUUUCACCUGCUGAUGAACGGCUUCCAACACGCUGACCUCCAACUCAGAAACGAUCUGCUCGUGAUCACAACUCUCAUCGCUGAAAACCCCAACUCUCUGCUCAUUGUGAUGAAAACUCAAAACCCUCUGGUUCGCAACCUGAAGCUCAGCUACAGCAACGAGGAUCUGAAAAUGAAGAAGCUGCUGUUGAAUCUGUUGGUUAUAAUGUCAAAGGAUUUUUCUGCGCUGCAGCUCUAUAAAGAAGAACAGGUUAUGUUGGCUCUGCUGACGCUCGUGAAGCCGCCCGCUGCCUCGUCCGAGCGCCGCUCCGGUCUGCGUCACUGGUCCUCCGUCCAGCAGGAAGAGCUGCAGCUGCAGGCGCUCGCCACCCUCGCAACCAUCGCUCCACUCAUGUUGGACAACUACAUGUCAUGUCAAGGAAACGCGUGUCUGCUGCUGCUGCUGGACUGGUGCAUUGGGCAAGAUGCUUUCUUUGGUCAGGGUCACGGUUUCCAUGGCGCCGGAGGCAGAGGGAGUAAAAAGGCUCAGAUGCGACACUGUAUCAGAGUCCUCAGAUCUGUGACGUCUUCAGGUGAAGAGUCGGUCAACCAGGACCUCUGUGAUCAGGGAACCAUCAAUCAGCUUCUGGGGGUUUUGAUGCAGAUGGAGGCGAGUCCUGAUGAGGAGGAUGACAUCACACUGGAGAUAAAGUCAGACAUUCAGCUCAUACUGUCAGCGCUGUGUGAGGCCGACAUGCACAGGAAGGAGCUGUUUGGGUCGGAGGGAGUUGAGAUGACACUUCAUUUCCUGAGGAAAGACUCCGACAAGUUCUACAGCGGCCUGGGACACAACAAGCUGCUCCUCUCCACGGUCGACUGUGUGUGGUCCUGUGUUGUGGGCUGCUACACCACUGAAGAUUUCUUCCUGGUGAGAGAAGGAGUUUCUCUUCUGCUUGACUUACUCACUUGGAGCCCCAGGUGUGUGCACGGCAUCGUCCUCGCCACCCUGCUGGAGUUAUGUGACAACGCCAACACUCCGUCUCACAUCCUGAGCUGGAGGGAUGAUGGAGGUCAGACGGCUCCCAGGCUCCUGCUGCAGCUGUGGAGGCGGGAGGAGGAGGAGCUGGGCGUCGGCCGGAGCCAGCACGGAGAGAUUACAGAUCCCCAGAGGCCGAUCCUCAGUCACCACCAGCAGGAGAACACUCAGCCGCCACUUCCUGCUAACAGAGCGAGCGCAGCGGUGCUGGAGAUAUCAGAGAACCUGCGCUCCAAGAUUUACUCCAUCUUCUGCAAACUUGGUUUUCAGGAGCUGCCCGGGCUGUCGCCUAAAGAUUAUGUGACUUUGAGUGUCGUCAGGAGAUAUCUGGACUUUAAGGUGGGCGAGGUGUGGGACGAGAUCAGCAGGGAGCUGAGUGUGGACGGCGUGAGGCCGGUCAGUCCUGACCGGGAGAGUCUGAGCACCAUCUGUAAGAUCGCAGAGGACACUGCCAAGAAGGUCACAGCCGAACAAAGCAGCUUCCUGGAGCAACAGGAGAAGGAGAACGUCAGCGAGGAGGAGCUCAUGUACACGGAGUUAAAGUCUCAUUGGAAGCAGCUGGAGCUCACAGCGAAGUCAUGGAACGAUUACGUUUCCAAAACUUCAAACUAUGAAAUCCUGAAGAACUUCAUGGGGCAGGUCUUAGCGGUGGAGACCACAGGAGCUCAGGGACCUGCAGGAGUGAAGGUGACUCUGGCCAGAGCUGCGAUCAGGGCUGCAGGUCCGGACCACGUGGAACCAGCGACACAAGACCCAGAAUACUUCAGCACCGUAUCUGUCAAAGACUGA